Messenger RNA from Naegleria fowleri, 1638 nucleotides. RefSeq lists its product as uncharacterized. The record is from RefSeq and is a predicted model, not a curated record. The transcript is spliced from 2 exons. Lineage: Eukaryota; Heterolobosea; Eutetramitea; Acrasida; Naegleriidae. Bases 1 to 1638 code for a protein of 545 amino acids.
AUGAAAAACAAAACGACGAUGAAAUUACCGAUGACAUCGAUUCAUCACAAGAGUUCUCCUUUCUUCAAUGAUGAAAACGAACAAGAAAAUACCAUCCUAAAUUUUAAUCAUCCUGUGGAUAGUUGUUCUCAAGAUUUCCGCCUUCCAACAAGACAACCACCACAAUCUUUAUCACCUCCGCAACAACAAAGAAAAUCACUUUUCAACUCUUCAUUAUGCAUCACAAUUACUAUCUCGUUUCUUCUAUUACUAGGAUUAUUUGCAAUAAUAUCCUUCCUGUCACUGCAGUAUGCCUUCUCUUUUCAUUCUCCGCUUUCUCUGAAAUUUUCUUCCAAUUCGAAUAUCUUAUCAUCAUUGAUUCAACAACACAUCCAUCGUCCUCUUUUCUCAAUAUCGCCAACAUCAAAUGAUGCGGGCACAACAACGGUCACAUCACAGCAAGAGAAUGACGCUUGGGAAGAUGGAGAGAGAAUUGGUGACUUUUCGGGACUGAAUUUAACUUAUGGACACUACUUCCAACGAUUAUACAUCCAAAAUAGUAAGAGAAAAUCAACAGCACAUUGGCAUUUUGGAAAUUGUCCUAUUCCACAACAAAUAUCUUCUGGUAUUGAAAGUUCCAAUCUUCAAAUUUCGAGCUUUGCCUCAUUGAACGUGAUCAAUCGAUCAAGUCUUGUGAUUGAUUAUUUAUUAUACCCAAGUGGUCAUUUGGCAGAACACCAUCAUCAUCAUACUGAAUGGAGAUUUGGAAAGAUUUUACUUACUGACAUUUUUUCUUUACAAGAUGUCAUUCGCCAAAGAGAAGAUAAAAAGAAAUCUCCGUCACCAGCCUUGCUGGCUUCAAACGAUCAUCAUACACAAACUGUCAUGAAUCAAGUCACAGAUAUAGACUCUGAUAGCAUUCUGAAAUAUAUUUUUCUUGGAACUUUAGAAUUUUUUGUUUCAAAUACAAGUGAAAAAGAAGGAAUACCUACGUCAGAUUUUACCAAGCUCUAUUCUCUCACUCCUGUUUGCUUUUAUUUUAAUCAAUUCCAAUGGUCAGAAAAUAUUUUUAUACCUGGCUAUCCUUACUCGGCUGGAAAUACGGUUCUCAGCAUACAAGUCAAUCCAAAUAUGAGCUGUGCAGACAUUCUUAGAAGAAAGGCGUUUUGUAAUGAGACUUCGAAUGUAUUUGUUUUCGAAUCACCUGGUUCUUGGACUGGAUUCUUACUUUUACUUGUUGUGCUUGGAGGUAUUGCAAUGGUUUUCAGUAUUAUUGGAGGCAUUGCACUUGCUGUCUUUGCAGUUUCUUGGUUUGCUUGGAAAGUAUACAAAAAGUAUGACCUCAAUAAGAAGAAGGUGACAAGUGUUGGCUCCUUGGAUCGUCAUGACGACAGCCAUGGCGACGACUUUGGUGAUCGACGAAGACUUUUACAUGGUGAUUUGGACAUUGACGAUCAUGCACAUGUGGAAACACCUCCACAAGAAAUCUCUCGACGUUCAUCACUUUCUAGACAACAAAACACUAAUAUGGAAGGGCCAAAUAAUCUGAGAUCACAAUCCAGAGUAAAUUUGACAUCUCCAUCCCCAGUUGUGACAACAGCAGAAGCUGCCCACUUGUUGGGCAUUACUGGAAGGAAGCACUUUAGGUUCUUCCAGUAA